CAACUUGCCGCCGUCAUGUGUCAAGACAUAAGCAGAGAGGCAGAUCAUUUGCGAUCGUGUUUUAUUCCUCAUUUAUUUAACAUUUAACACAGGACUUUUUUUUGUUGCAUGUGCAAAAUGCUCUGAGUGUUUUUUUCAGAUCUCUACUGACUCGCCAUGAAGCAGAAUUUCAGCCUGAUUCUCCUUGACAAUACCACCUUAGCUUUUUUCAGCGACAAAUCCAUGAGUUGUGUUGUGUCCGCUGCCUAUGUUCUCAUCUCUCUCAUCAACUUCCCCGCUAACGGCCUCUCCAUGUGGCUGCUGGUGUUCCGCACCUCUCCAAAGAGACCUUCCACCAUAUUCAUGAUCAACCUGACCCUCACUGACCUAAUCAUUGGCUGCGUCCUGCCCUUCCAAACCAUCUACCUAAUGAAAGGCUACAACUGGACCUUUGGGUCCAGGAUGUGUAGCUUGACAACAGUCUUGUUGUAUGCCAACAUGUACUGCUCGAUUCUGACAAUGACCGCCAUCAGCAUCGACCGCUACAUCGGAAUCGUUCGGCCCAUGAAUUUCAAAAAUGUUAGAAAGAAUAUUUGGGCCGUGAUUGUCUGUGUAGUUAUUUGGGCGGUUGUUUUGACUGUACUGUACCCGCUGGAGAGCACUGACCUGAUGUAUCAGGUACCCGAUCUUAAUAUAACCACUUGUUUUGACGUCCUGAAAUUAAAUAUGCUUCCAACACUCCAGCACUGGAUUCUUUACCUGAUGAUCUGGUGCGGCAUCUUAUUCCUCAUCCCCUUUAUCAUAACAAUCUUCUGCUACGUGAACAUCAUCCACUCUCUAGCCAAGACGAGAAGUGACAAGAAGGAUAAGGCCCUACGUCUGGCACUCUCCGUGCUCCUUGUGUUCAUAGUUUGCUUUGCCCCCAACAACAUCCUUCUGGUGGCUCAUGCCAUUAGAAGACUCCUCUACGGUGACACCUUGUACACGGCCUAUAAGCUAUCGCUCUCGCUCAGCUGCCUAAACAGCUGCCUCGACCCCUUCAUUUAUUACUUUGCUUCCGAAGAGUUUCGUCAGAACUUCAGGAAAGUGCUGGGAUUGAAGACAGCAAGGAACCGGAAUUCAUCCCGGCAGCACACUUCACACCAUACCCUGCUGCCGAUGAAAUGACCGCCUUCGUUAUUAACGUGAAACAACCUAGUAACAAGCUUUGAGGUCUGCGAUUUCUCUUUUGAGUCCAAGUAUAUGUGACAGCUGUAAAUACACACAUCAGUUUUAAGAAGAAUAUAUGAAUUUUUGUAUCACAAUUCAGGGUUCGUUUUAUUACAUUUAUUACUAUUCACUGGUUUUGAUGUAUUUUUCAUUGAUGUAAUUUUGUAAUUGAGCAUUAACAUGAGUAUUAAUAUUUCGAGACAUUUGUGAUACUUGUUAUGCUUCUUAUCGUAUUAUAUUAUAUGAUAUUGUAUAUUAUAUGAUAAAAAGCCUCUUGUGUGCUACUUUGAUUAUUUUGCCAUUAGUUGUAUUAUCGUUAUUACCAUUGUGUUCUUUUUUGCAUUGAAAUUACAUUAAUGACAAUAAAAAUGAUCAGUUGUGCUCUUAA
Molecule: messenger RNA, 1576 nt
Organism: Brienomyrus brachyistius
Lineage: Eukaryota; Metazoa; Chordata; Actinopteri; Osteoglossiformes; Mormyridae
Product: P2Y purinoceptor 8-like
Exons: 2
Coding region: 157-1146 (329 amino acids)
Biological process (GO): phospholipase C-activating G protein-coupled receptor signaling pathway; positive regulation of Rho protein signal transduction
Cellular component (GO): membrane
Molecular function (GO): G protein-coupled receptor activity
Source: RefSeq, a predicted model, not a curated record